This is a messenger RNA of Colletes gigas, 2161 nucleotides long. It is a transcript of the gene pll, whose product is annotated as serine/threonine-protein kinase pelle. Gene Ontology annotation, cellular component: plasma membrane. The coding region runs from base 62 to 1582 and encodes 506 amino acids. The transcript is spliced from 4 exons. Gene Ontology annotation, molecular function: protein kinase activity; ATP binding. Lineage: Eukaryota; Metazoa; Arthropoda; Insecta; Hymenoptera; Colletidae. The record is from RefSeq and is a predicted model, not a curated record. Gene Ontology annotation, biological process: protein phosphorylation.
GUAAUAAUUUUCCUUAAAACAAGUAUAAUUGUAGUUUAUAAGGAAAAAUCUGUUAUACAAUAUGACUUCAUCAAGCUGCACAGAUAAAAUUAAAUAUAUUUAUCAAUUGCCAUUUUUCGAACGAUCAGAAUUUUGCAAAAUACUUAAUCAAAAUGACAAGUGGGAAGAGUUAGCUGGAACAUGGAUGGAAUACGAUGUAUUGACAAUACAAUGUUUGCGAAAGGAAAAGAAUCCAACCGACGAAUUGUUAACAAUGUGGGGCCAUCAUAAUCAUACAAUAUUGGAAUUAUUUGUUUUAUUAUCCAGAAUGCAACAUUAUCAAUCUAUGGUGCCUUUAAAACCAUUUGUUGAAGUUAAAUUUCAUAAGUUACUUUAUAACGGAGAAGGUAACCUUCAGAGAGUAUUAGGAAGACGACUCAAUAAAAAUACUAAAGAUUUAAAGAUAGGUACACAAAAUUUUAAUCAAGUCGUACCACCAGAACCGAAUGUACCAAAACUUAUCAUUAAAUCAAACACCAAGGAAGAAUCUCUUAAAAUAUUAAACCAGCCUAUGCAAGCUAUGCAAAUUGGAAUUUCUCCAAGUAAUUCCAAUAACUUACUUGUUGCUUCUCUGGCAGCAGGCUAUCCUUUACCACCUUCUGCACAGAAUGAAUCAAGUAAUGGAAAACAUAACGAUAUAACUAUUCCUCGCACAGAAGCCACUCUACCACAUGCUACUUAUAAUGAAUUAUCCAUAGCUACCAAUGAAUGGAAUAAGCAUAAUAUACUAGGAAAAGGUGGUUUUGGAACUGUAUAUAGAGGUACUUGGAAAAAUACAGAUGUUGCUAUUAAAAAGAUAGAAAAAAGAGGAGUUGAUUCAGAUGAAAGUUAUAUACUACAGCUUCAGCAGUCACUUAGGGAGAUAAAGAUUUUGAAUUCUUGUCCACAUGAAAAUAUUUUACCAUUAUACGCAUAUAGUUUGGAUGGUAGAGCACCCUGUCUUGUAUAUCAACUAAUGAAGAAUGGAUCUUUGGAAGACAGAUUAUUAGUGAAACAGAAAAGUCAACCAUUAACAUGGAUACAGCGUCACGAAAUUGCUAAAGGAACUGCACGUGGUUUACAAUAUUUACAUACGAUUGGAGGAAAGCCCUUGAUACAUGGGGAUAUAAAAAGUGCUAAUAUUUUACUUGAUAAAAAUUUUGAACCCAGAAUUGGUGACUUUGGCUUAGCAAGAGAGGGCCCUGAAAAAGAUUCCAUAAAAGUGAGUAAAAUUCAUGGUACUAGACCAUACCUUCCAGAAGAAUUUUUACAUGGACGAAAAUUAUCUACAAAGGUAGAUACUUACAGUUAUGGUAUAGUUUUAUUUGAAUUGGCUACAGGUUUGCCCGCUUAUGAUGAAUCCAGGUUAGAAAACAAAUUUCUGAAAGAUUUUAUUGACAGCUGGGAAGAUAGAGAUCUCCCUUUAUUAAUUGAUAACAAAGCAGGUGAGAAAGACAGACAGGUUUAUAAUAAUUUAAUGGUUUUGGGAAAAUGGUGUGCUAAUCGCAUGGCACAAAAUAGGCCUGAAAUGGAUUAUGUAUUUAAAAAAUUGAAUGAUUUAUAAUUUUAUUGUGCUUUUAUUUCUACUGUAAAUUGUAGGAAGAUAUUAUUUGUUGUUAAAAGUGCAUUUAGAAUAUUGCAUACCGUGUAUAGUUUGAGAAUACAUAUGAUGAGUUAUCAGAUAUUACUGAUAUUAAAAACAAGCAAGUUAUUCCAGGCAAUAAAGUUAGAUGGGACACUGCACGCACACACCCACACACACGAAAGUAUAUAGUCAUUCUUAAUUUUCGUUUUAUUUUGGCAUGUAUUUAGAAUCACCUUUUAAAGUUUUUGAUAUCUACUGUGUGAAACGUCUGAUAUAUUCUGAUAUCAUGUACUCUGCAAAUGAUAUUACUUUUGAUAUUGUAAUAUGUAUUUUAUUGUUACAUUAUCACAUACGUUUUUAUUUAACAAACUAUUACCGAUUCCUAUGGAAUUCUUCUCUGUAAUUUUGUCAAAUUGCAUGGCUUGUGUUAGUUUUGUCGUCGGCAUAAGUUUUACUUUAUGAGUUAUACAUAAUUUGUAAAUACUCUUUUUAUUUGUACUUUGUCUAAGCAGAUUUUAUUUCAUUUUGUAGUAUUUACACUUAAACUGUAGAACUAUU